CAAUGGGCGACGAAAACAGAAGUCGGCGAACGUCUCUCGCUCGCGGACAGUAAAUCGGGAAACAGUGAAUUAGCCGAAUGUUUCGUGCUGUUGACUUUUGAAAGUAUCUCAUCACCUGGAGGCAGAAGCGAGGAAGAAGCAACUGCCCAUUACUGUAAAGUCACGAUGGAUGUGAAAGAGGAGACGUAUGAGACGGACAUAAAUAACUUGGAGAUCAUAACUGUGAGUAUUAAGGAGGAGGAGGAGGAGGACUGUCCAUGGGAGUUUGUCCACCCAGAGCAGAACGGUCAGGGCAUUAAGGAGGAGGAUUCCGAACUGAUGACUGUGGGCAUUAAGGAAGAGCCCAAGGAGACGGCUGUAAGCUUUGAGAAGCCGAAACGUAAAAGUAGGAAGUGUGGUGACUUCGAGGUGAGGUCUGAAUCAAGUCAGGCUGUUAUAACUCUGGAAGAUCAGCCAUCACCUUCAAAUCAGUUUGGAGAAAGAGAUAAACUGCACUACUGCUCUGAAUGUGGCAAACGUUUCUGCGACAGAAGUACUCUUCAGAAACACACUAGGAUUCACACUGGGGAGAAGCCAUACUAUUGUUCUGAAUGUGGCAAGCGAUUCUCACAAGUCAUCCAUCUUCAGAGACACACACGAAUUCACACCGGAGAGAAGCCAUAUUCAUGUUCUGAAUGUGGCAAACAAUUCUCACAAAUAACCCAUCUUCAGACCCACACCAGAAUUCACACUGGAGAGAAGCCAUAUUCCUGCACAGAAUGUGGUAAACAAUUCUCUGUCCGUAGCAGUCUUCAGACUCACACAAGAAUUCAUACCGGAGAGAAACCAUAUUGCUGUAAUGAAUGUGGCAAACGAUUUGCACAGCUGAGUGGUCUUCAGAAACACAAGCACAAACACUGAUGACGAGCCCUAGUGCUGUGUGAAAGAAGUAAAUUGUUACUUUACAGGCGUAGUCUUGUAACCGAGUCAAGAAUUCAUGCAGAAGAGAAAAGUUGCUGCUCUUCUACUUGUGGCAAAUGGUUAGCACAAAUGGUCACUCUUCAGACCCACAUACGAAUGCUUAUUGGAGAGAAACCGUAAUGCUGUUCUGAUUGUGGAAAAUGAUUCACUGGCUGUGGUCAUCUUAAGAGAGCUCAUACAGGAGAACAACAUCACUGCUGUUUUGAAUGUGGCAAAUAAUUUGCUAACAGAAGUGCUUUUCAGAAUUCACGUACAUGGGUGUUCCUAAGGGAGUCAUUUUAGCGGACGGGGAAAGAAAGGAGGAAGGAGUCUAAGCUAAAUUCCCAAGUCUUAAAACAAGUAUCUUCUCGAGGUGGGUUUCAUUGUAUAGCAUGUAUACCAAAUGUCAAUGUGGAAAAAAUGCUGUUAAAGUGUGUGAAGGAUCCACCUUGCGGCAGUGUGAGCAUGUUAAGGAGGAUAUUUAGCAUUGUUCAUAAUACCAAUCAACUUGGUCUUUAUUCCCUCCUCCACUGCUACCUCUAGCAGGUUUAGAGCGUGUCCCAUAAUUGAGCCUACCUUCUUGAUU
This is a messenger RNA of Erpetoichthys calabaricus (reedfish), 1525 nucleotides long. RefSeq names its product gastrula zinc finger protein XlCGF49.1-like. Bases 166 to 900 code for a protein of 244 amino acids. Gene Ontology annotation, biological process: regulation of transcription by RNA polymerase II. Gene Ontology annotation, molecular function: DNA-binding transcription factor activity, RNA polymerase II-specific; RNA polymerase II cis-regulatory region sequence-specific DNA binding. The transcript is spliced from 3 exons. Gene Ontology annotation, cellular component: transcription regulator complex; PcG protein complex. Lineage: Eukaryota; Metazoa; Chordata; Cladistia; Polypteriformes; Polypteridae. The record is from RefSeq and is a predicted model, not a curated record.